AUGAAUGCUAUUUUCAAUAACUUUUUUUGGACCGUUAUUAUUUCAGCAACUCUUUCUAAAGGGCAAGAUCACUCUUCGGAUAAAGACGACGGAAUCAGAGUGAGUGAGGGUCAGAUUAUCGGAAUUAUUUUAGGAACAAUUGGAUUUUUUAUUUUCUGUGGGCUCAUUACAUACAUCAUUGUGAAAUAUAAGUGUGGAGCUGCAAGUGCCGAGAGCUUUCAAGAUAUAGCUAGCGAAAAUGUUAUUCAAUCAAAUCAAGUUGAACAAAACUAUAUGGUAUAUUUAGAAAGUGAAUCUUCGUUAAUACACAGAGAAAGUGAAAUCCAACAGAUUAAUGGGGAAAACCUAGAAUUGUGGAGAAGUUUAGAUAGAGAAGCAGAAAAUUUGCAACCAGAAGAAAGCCAGACCCCAGAAAUUAACUCAGAAAGUUCAACUCCAUCAUCAAUAAAUUCAGAAACCCCAAAUCCAGCAUCAAUAGAUUCAGAAAAAAAGAAUCUGGUUGAAAAAGCAAAGCCAAAAAAAAAAGAGGAUUCAAAGUGCAAAGAAUUCUCCAUUGCAUAUCAAAAAACUUGUUCAAUAUGUUUGAACGAUUUUAAGGUUGGAGAAUACCUUAAAAAAACAAAAUGUGACCACUUAUUUCACAUAUGAUGCUUAGAUGAAUGGGCAAAUAAUUCUAAGCAAUUAACAUGUCCGGUUUGCCGUGAAGAUAUACUGAAGAAACCAUAA
Blepharisma stoltei is the source of this 726-nucleotide messenger RNA. Lineage: Eukaryota; Ciliophora; Heterotrichea; Heterotrichida; Blepharismidae. The record is from the annotation of a GenBank genome assembly.